Molecule: messenger RNA, 1371 nt
Organism: Pygocentrus nattereri (red-bellied piranha)
Lineage: Eukaryota; Metazoa; Chordata; Actinopteri; Characiformes; Serrasalmidae
Gene: copz2
Product: COPI coat complex subunit zeta 2
Exons: 10
Coding region: 50-619 (189 amino acids)
Biological process (GO): retrograde vesicle-mediated transport, Golgi to endoplasmic reticulum; intracellular protein transport; intra-Golgi vesicle-mediated transport
Cellular component (GO): COPI vesicle coat
Source: RefSeq, a predicted model, not a curated record
CAGCAGGACUGACAGCUCAAAGCUGUCCACGUCAACACUGAACACAGCGAUGGACUCCGGGGCUCUGGAACCUUCUCUGUACACAGUGAAAGCAGUCUUCAUCUUGGAUAACGAUGGAAACAGACUGCUUUCAAAGUACUAUGACCCGGACUUAUACCCCUCUAUGAAGGAACAGAAGAAUUUUGAGAAGAAUGUCUUCAACAAAACGCAUAAAGCAGAUAAUGAAAUAGCCUUCCUGGAGGGCAUGACCAUAGUCUACAAGAGCAGCAUAGACUUGUUCUUCUAUGUGGUGGGCAGCGCACAGGAGAAUGAGCUCAUGUUGAUGGCAGUGCUGAAUUGCUUAUUUGAAUCACUCAGUCAGAUCUUGAGGAAAAAUGUUGAGAGACGAUGUCUGCUAGAUAAUCUGGAUGGAGUCUUUCUGGUGGUGGAUGAGAUCAUUGAUGGAGGGGUGAUCCUGGAGAGCGACCCUCAGCAGGUAGUGGAGAAGGUCAACUACAGGGCUGAUGACAACCCAUUAUCAGAGCAGAGCGUGGCUCAGCAUAUCACUGAGAAACUGGCUCUCACCUCUAAUGUGUUACAGUCUGCAAAAGAACAGAUCAAGUGGUCAAUACUGAAGUAAUCUCCUUUGCCAAGAGAGCAGACCUGUUAAUGAUCUAAAGGGAAUGAGAAGCAUUGUAGCUAUGCAGCUUUGAUUUUAUGAAACUCUCUAGGCUAAUGAAUUGUGAAAGUAGCUGUUUUUGUAUUAAGCCAUUCAGACUUGAAUGCUUUGUUAAACAGAUUAUGCUGUUAUGAAACUAUAAAAAAGGCCCAAUAACUACACAUUUUAAUUUGAAGGGCAAUUAUUUAAGAAAUCCUGCCUUGCCCCCGAAGACUGCUGGGAUAGGCUCCAGCACCCCCCGCAACUGUUUCGGAGAAGCGGCUUGGAAAAUGGAUGGAUGGAUGAAUUAUUUAAGACGUUUUCUUGGAUUUUGAAUUGUGGUCAGUAAGAGCUGAUCUUGUUUGCACUGAAUAUUUCCAACAUGCCUGCAUAGAUCUCUCACAAGCCAGUGAGGUUAAGUGAGCUGUAAAAAGUACUCAAAUCUGUAUGGCUUUUGUGGCAAACUCUGUGUAAGUAUUUAUUAUUUUAAGCGUCAUUGCAACUAGGGCCACUUUUUCUUAUUGUAAGUCAACUCAUUUGGUGUGUUCUUUGCAAUUUAGGGGUGCAAAUGUUUUAAUGCACAACAAAUGUCACUUUUUGGUCUGUUUGUCCUGAGUGUGAACUAUUUAAAAUGUAGAUGCAGUUAAACAAGUGGCAGUAUGCUACAUUAUGUUACAUUAUGUUAUGCAAAUGCUAAUGUUUCAACUAAAAUAAAAACAUGCUCAGAAACCAAA